Molecule: messenger RNA, 6968 nt
Organism: Onychomys torridus (southern grasshopper mouse)
Lineage: Eukaryota; Metazoa; Chordata; Mammalia; Rodentia; Cricetidae
Gene: Sox5
Product: SRY-box transcription factor 5
Exons: 15
Coding region: 110-2407 (765 amino acids)
Biological process (GO): cell fate commitment; regulation of transcription by RNA polymerase II; positive regulation of chondrocyte differentiation
Cellular component (GO): nucleus
Molecular function (GO): RNA polymerase II cis-regulatory region sequence-specific DNA binding; DNA-binding transcription factor activity, RNA polymerase II-specific
Source: RefSeq, a predicted model, not a curated record
AGAGAGAGAGAGAAUCCAUUGGUUUAGAAGGUUUGGUCUGACUUGACAGGUUCAGUUGGAGCCGAUCAUAGGUGGCCGCUGUGACAAAGGGAAAUUGUGCUUUUCCAGCAUGCUUACUGACCCUGAUUUACCUCAGGAGUUUGAAAGGAUGUCUUCCAAGCGACCAGCCUCUCCGUAUGGGGAGACAGAUGGAGAGGUAGCCAUGGUGACAGGCAGACAGAAAGUGGAAGAGGAGGAGAGCGAGAGGCUCCCAGCCUUCCACCUUCCCUUACAUGUGAGUUUCCCCAACAAGCCUCACUCUGAGGAAUUUCAGCCAGUUUCUCUGCUGACGCAAGAGACGUGCGGUCCUAGGACCCCCCCUGCUCAGCACAGCACCAUGGAAGUCGAUGGCAAUAAAGUUAUGUCUUCAUUGGCCCCUUACAACUCAUCUACCUCACCUCAGAAGGCAGAAGAAGGUGGGCGACAGAGCGGUGAGUCUGUGUCCAGCACAGCCCUGGGGACUCCUGAGCGGCGCAAGGGCAGCUUAGCGGAUGUGGUGGACACCUUAAAGCAGAGGAAGAUGGAAGAACUCAUCAAGAAUGAGCCGGAAGAUACCCCCAGUAUUGAAAAGCUACUCUCAAAGGACUGGAAAGACAAGCUCCUGGCAAUGGGAUCAGGGAACUUUGGAGAAAUAAAAGGGACUCCAGAGAGCCUUGCUGAGAAGGAACGACAGCUCAUGGGGAUGAUCAACCAGCUGACCAGUCUUCGAGAGCAACUCCUGGCUGCCCAUGAUGAGCAGAAGAAACUGGCUGCAUCUCAGAUAGAGAAACAGCGCCAGCAGAUGGAGCUGGCCAAGCAGCAGCAGGAGCAGAUCGCGAGGCAGCAGCAGCAGCUUCUGCAACAACAACACAAAAUCAACUUGCUUCAACAACAGAUCCAGCAGGUUCAAGGUCAGCUGCCGCCACUGAUGAUCCCCGUGUUCCCUCCUGACCAGCGGACCCUUGCUGCAGCUGCGCAACAAGGAUUCCUCCUUCCUCCUGGCUUCAGCUACAAGGCUGGGUGUAGUGACCCUUACCCUGUUCAGCUGAUCCCAACCACCAUGGCAGCUGCUGCUGCUGCAGCGACACCAGGCUUAGGCCCACUCCAGCUGCAGCAGUUCUAUGCUGCCCAGCUAGCCGCAAUGCAGGUUUCUCCAGGAGGGAAGCUCCUAGGCCUACCCCAAGGCAACCUUGGUGCUGCCGUGUCUCCUACCAGCAUUCACACAGCCAAGAGCACAAACAGCCCACCACCCAAAAGCAAGGAUGAAGUGGCCCAGCCACUGAACCUAUCAGCUAAACCCAAGACCUCUGAUGGCAAAUCACCCACAUCACCCACCUCUCCCCACAUGCCAGCUCUGAGAAUAAACAGUGGGGCAGGCCCCCUCAAAGCCUCUGCCCCAGCAGCAUUAGCUAGUCCUUCAGCAAGAGUUAGCACAAUAGGUUAUUUAAAUGACCAUGAUGCUGUCACCAAGGCAAUCCAAGAAGCUCGCCAGAUGAAGGAGCAGCUCAGGCGGGAACAGCAGGCGCUGGACGGGAAGGUGGCUGUAGUGAACAGCAUAGGUCUCAACAACUGCCGGACCGACAAGGAAAAAACAACACUGGAGAGUCUGACUCAGCAGCUGGCAGUUAAACCGAAUGAAGAAGGGAAAUUUAGCCAUGGAAUGAUGGAUUUCAAUAUGAGUGGAGACUCCGAUGGAAGCGCUGGAGUUUCAGAGUCAAGAAUUUACAGGGAAUCUCGGGGACGUGGCAGCAAUGAGCCCCAUAUAAAGCGUCCGAUGAAUGCCUUCAUGGUGUGGGCGAAAGAUGAACGGAGGAAAAUCCUUCAGGCUUUUCCUGACAUGCACAAUUCCAACAUCAGCAAGAUACUGGGAUCUCGCUGGAAAGCUAUGACCAACCUAGAGAAACAGCCAUAUUAUGAAGAGCAGGCCCGCCUCAGCAAACAGCACCUGGAGAAGUACCCAGAUUAUAAGUACAAGCCCAGGCCGAAGCGCACCUGCCUGGUGGAUGGCAAGAAGCUCCGCAUUGGGGAGUACAAGGCCAUUAUGCGAAACCGGAGGCAGGAAAUGCGACAGUACUUCAAUGUCGGGCAACAAGCACAGAUUCCCAUCGCAACUGCCGGAGUUGUGUACCCUGGAGCCAUCGCCAUGGCAGGAAUGCCAUCCCCUCACCUGCCCUCAGAGCACUCGAGUGUGUCCAGCAGCCCAGAGCCUGGGAUGCCUGUGAUUCAGAGCACUUACGGCGUGAAGGGAGAGGAGCCUCAUAUCAAAGAGGAAAUCCAGGCUGAGGACAUCAACGGAGAGAUUUACGAUGAGUACGAUGAGGAAGAAGAUGACCCAGAGGUAGAUUAUGGGAGUGACAGCGAAAAUCAUAUUGCAGGACAAGCCAACUGAUAAGGGCCAACAGACUGCGGUGAGCUGAGGACUAACGAAGCCCUAGCUGCUCCAGCCAUGCCAGUGGCCAAGCACAUUAACUUUCUCAUACACUGACUGUUAUUUUAACUGUUAGUCUUAAAUAGUUGGGACAUCAGCUGACAAAUAGACCUCAGCCUCAAAAGGCUUGGAAAGGAAAACCAUUACAAGCAAACGACAUCAACAAGCGAUUGAAAUAAGCUAUGGGUAAAAACAAUGCCAGUAACUCAGCUGCUAUACCCCAGCACUGAAGUCUCACCCGUCAACUUUUUUUUUUUUUUAAUAAACUUUAUGGCUGUUUGUUCUAUAACUAGAAACUCUCACUCAGGUACACAGUGCCAACAAGUGGCUUGUGAAUGUGUUUUGUUGUUUUGUGCUACAAUUUUUAAAAAGAAAUAAGUUCUGUUUUGUUUUGUUUGGAGGGGGGUGGUUCUGGGUUUUUCUUUUUACCUUUUCUUUCCUUUUUUCUCCUUUGUGAUUGUUGUCUUGCACCUGACAGAAAGAGGGAGAUGGGCAUUUGAUCCCUCUACCUUCCCUAUCUCUGCUUUAAUGAUGGCGGCCUGUGUGUGAGGGUGGGGGAGAGAGGAAAAGAAGAGUCCGUUUUUGCCUUCCCUGCUUCGGCACCACAAAAUCAGCAAUCCUUUUCUUUAGAGACCUCUAACUCUUGCACACAACACUACGUCUUUGAGCAAGUGCCAAAUCCACACUGAAGCGAUCACCAACUUCAUUUUCUGCUCCUUCCUUACUCCUGCUCCUUCUUAAGUUGGGACAGUGUUAAACCUUCAGCAGUCCCUGGAAAGAGCUGAUGCACCAGCAACUGGUGAGAUUUAUUUUUUUUUUCAAUGGAAAAAUGUAGGUGCCGUUCUCAGGUGAAAAGAGAGAGAGAGACAUAGAAAUUUAGAGAAAAAUAUUUUCUGAUCUUGGAUUUCUGUGUGUGUAUGUGUGUGAUCAUGGUACAUUAGAUACAUUCCUAUUGGGAAUAAUGUUGGGCCAUUAUGAGCAAAACCCAUGUGUGGGGAUGGAAUCUCACUCCUCCUAAGCAAGUGGUCUAGAAGCAACCUUGACCUUGACAUUGCACUUCCAGCGACAAUGGAACUCAGCGUAGGGCUAAGAAAUUUUAUUUUCCAAUUUCUAGUAUGCUUAUUACUGGGGGGACCUGCUGGCCCUGUAUCAUGGAGAUGUGCUUGGCAAACAUGGAAGCUACCAGCCAAAUGCUUCCUGAGGUCCCUUCUCCCUGGACAAUUUGCUUCUUCUAAUGUUUGCUACUUAGUGGGGUGUGUGUGUGUGUGUGUGUGUGUGUGUGUGUGUGUGUGUGUUUCCUGUUGAAACUUUGAGCAAAACAAUCAUUGUUUUGAUUGAAUACAUUUGGCCAUUUUUCAGAAAUACAGAAUUAGCUUAUGUCUCCACCAUUCCAUCCUUUCCUGAUAGGGAAACAGAACGGAUGGUUCUAUAAGAUUUUCUUUUCAUCUCUCCAUGCAAUGAGGUCAGAGGCUGCAUUUCACAAAUGGGGGCAUGUGUAUUUCAUGCUCUAAGAACCAGGAUUCAGUUACAAUUUACCAUAGCACCACAAAGUGGAGCCUGGCUGAGCACAGAGACCCUUACUACUGCAUGGUCCUUCACUGUAGUUUGAGUCUACUAAAGACCAUCUGCCAGCAGGGUACAUGCUGAGAGAGUCAGUCAGUGGUUCCAGGGCUGCUGAUUCUGACAUCAUCUACCAAAGGGCCAAGGCAGGGGUACGGCCUGUACAAACACAGGAUCAUUUUAGGUCAUUCACUGUUGUUCAGAUUGAAAUCUCAGCCAGGAAGCCCCGGAGCCAGUGGCCUGGAGCUCUUACAGUGUUCCAUCCCAUUCUCAUUUUGUCCCGCCAAACACCGCCCUCCAGUUUGAAUUUUCACAUACAAAAAAGAAAAGAAGAAGAAAAAUCUUUUUGUUUUUCUCUCUCUCACAAAAGUCUUGCUCUGGGGUUUUGCUUGGAGGAGCUGAUCAUACCUGCAUGUCAGACGUUUGGUUCUAUUUUCUGUUUGUGGUUUGUUUGGGUUUUUUUUUUUAUGACUGUAUUUUCAUUUGAAUUGCCUUUUUGCUAGUGUUGUAAAAUGAUGAUAAAAUAAUAAUAAUAGUAAUAAUAAUAAUAAUAAUAAUAAUAAUAAUGGUCAGCUGUUCCCAGAUUAGUAAAUUAUGUAUAAUUUAUUUUAUUUCUCCCUUUCUAUUUUAUUCUGCUCUGAUUUGGAAGUACAACCAGGAAACUGUUAGGUAUUUAAAACUCACUUCUAUUUCCAGCUCAUACACACAUGUACACACAUACAUGUAUGUGUGCACAUGAUACACACAUACUCACCCAUACACCUGCUUCUCCAUCCAUAACUUCCUCUGUGUUAACAGUUUGGGCCCCAGUAGUGUUUAAUAUGAAGGGGUAAAUUAGUAGGAGGGUCAUGUUCAAUCUUAAUUAACUUAUGCUCUUUUCUCUCAUUUUAGUUAUUUAAUUACCAAUUAUCUAGAGCCAAUUUUUUGUUUGUUUUAAAGCAUUCUAAAUAAGAGAAAAAUAGACACUUGUUUUUAUACCAUUAUAACAUACAAUGUGAAAACAGAUUUAUAAAAAAAGUUGUUUCUCUGUGUCUGUUAACAAACCCUCCUGACUGAUGUGGGUUCCCCACCUCGUGUGCUGGGUUCCUCUUUCACAGCAUAUUCUAGACAAGCUUGCUUUUUAUUUCCUGGCCUUGGGCAGCAAGAAUACUUUGUUUUAGCUCCAGGUAGAUGCUACUAAAUGCAUCCAUGGCCAAAACUCAUCCCAACAUGGUGGUAUCUGAGCAAACUCUCUCUGCAUUUGUUUUAUUUGAAGGGAAAACAAAUUGUUCAUGGUGACCUGUAGCUGCCGAAACUCUCCAGUUUAGUUGAAUCUAUGUCCAUGAAUAACUGUGCCCAGACAAAACCACAAAGCAAGUCUGUAAUGUCCCAUCACAGUCUGUCCUGACAUUUUCUUCAGUGGAUGUUGAGUUUGCUUUGUCUAAGAGUUUUCCCCGGGGAACAACAAAAACAAAGAUAAUUCUAUUCAUGUCUGAAGUGCACUGAAGUCACUUGGGAAAAAAAUAAAAGGUGCUUUUAAUAGCAACAUAACUGUGUUAAACACUUUGCCCUUUGGGCGUUUGAUUGGGUGAUGAUUUUUGUAAAGGAUCCUAAACCUUAUAUUCUUUUCUAGGCCACACAUUGACUAGAUAAGAUAUGGUAGAGGAAAUAAGAUACAAUGAAAAGAUCAAAGUUAGCUACCUGCGUCCCUCAUUCCUUCUCCCCGCCUAUCUGUUCAAGCCACACCCCCACUUUCCCCAUUGUUCCUGCCUUUAUACGAACACUAAAAAUAAUACUGCCAGUUUCUUCUUUUUAUAUUUGUGAUUGGAACCUCAAAAAAUAGUCCUGUUUGAUAGAAAUAUAAGAAAAAUAUUCACCAGAAAAAAAAUGGGUUAAAGAUGUUUGUAAGUUAGUGAUUAUUUGGCUAGUUACUACACUCAGGAGAAACGGGUGUACGUACACAUACAUAUAUUUUUUACUCAGAUUAGUCAAGUGAACUUUGGAAGCUCAUUUGGCAUCUAGCUAAGAAUUACCUUUGUGCAAAACACCUCCCAAUAAACACAUUUAUCAUGGUUGAAACCAAAUCUUCCCACAGGGAAUGGAUAUUAAAGUAUAAAGUGUUCUUUAAUGAGGUCACUUUAUAUAUUUGAUUUCUAAAGUAUAGUUACCUUAGUCCACGUGAAGGAAAUUAUCUUUACCAUUUUAUGGUUCGUUUCAGAUAUUUUCUUAAUGCAGAAGCUGAUACUGUUCUCAGAAGAAUCCUCUUGUAUCUCAUUUAAAAUCAUAAAUAAUUAUACUUUCCUUACUCUAAAGGGUAAAUUAUUGAAUUGUAAUAACUGUAUAUUUACAAACAGGUUUAUAAAAUAUUUGUCUAUCAAGUUAAUAGUGAAAUAAAACUUUAAGAAGUCUGAAAGGAAAAAAAAUACAAACCCACUUAAAGUGGCUGAGCUAUCCUGUCUUGUAGGGCAUAGGCAUUUCUUUAGCCAGAUUUAUACAGUAUUUAAUUUUGAAGUUCCACAGGUUGAAGGUGACAUGUUGAGUUUCCCACUGAUGGGUCCCUGUCUGCCCCAGUGUGUCUGUCCCUGGCCCCCUAAGACAGUAUUUAUUCAGCUCCCCUGCCUCGAAUGCACUUAGUCUUUCUGACAGUUGGAUUUCACACGUGAAAAAGUUUUGUUUGUUUGGGUUUUUUUUUUAAUGAUUUUUUAAAAAGUAGAAAAGAGACAAUCAAUGCCUGGAGCUUAAAACAAAGUAUGUGCAAACUACCAUCUCACUUGAAGUUUAAUAAAGUAAAAGAAUUGUGUAAAUAUAACAUAGAGUUAUAGAUUUCUAUUUUGUUCAUAACACAUAGUGUAAUAUAAGUUGUAUAUUUUCAUGUUUUUUGGUUUUAUGUUAUCAUUCAUGCCACAAUAAGAAUAAAACAGGAGUUUGUGUACUCUUGGGAAAAAAAAAAAGAUGUGGGUUCCCACCAAGCUGUUUUUGCUUU